Erythranthe guttata (spotted monkey flower) is the source of this 911-nucleotide messenger RNA. It is a transcript of the gene PIN1AT, whose product is annotated as peptidylprolyl cis/trans isomerase, NIMA-interacting 1. Gene Ontology annotation, cellular component: nucleus; cytosol. Gene Ontology annotation, molecular function: peptidyl-prolyl cis-trans isomerase activity. NCBI's taxonomy places the organism in Eukaryota, Viridiplantae, Streptophyta, Magnoliopsida, Lamiales, Phrymaceae. The record is from RefSeq and is a predicted model, not a curated record.
AAGGAAAAAGGAAAAAGGAAUAUUAAUAGAAGUGAAAGAUAGCAUUAUUAUGCAGCAGUGAGCAUUGGAAUCGCAGCUGAAGCAAAAGUAGAAACCCUUGAAUCUGCAAAAAUAGAGUCCGAUCGGAAGAGAAAGAAGUCGGCGGAUCGAGCCGACCACCGCAACCACCACCACCACAACCACCACACGGAGAAGGACAAGGACAAGGACAAGCACAAGCACAAGGAAAGCAGCAGCAGCAGUAAAAAGACGAAAAUGUCCUCGUCGGAGAAGGUGAAGGCUUCCCACAUUCUGAUUAAGCACCAGGGCUCCCGCCGUAAGUCCUCGUGGAAGGACCCCGACGGCCGCGUUAUCUCCGCCACCACUCGCGAAGAAGCCGUUUCUCAGCUACAGGAUCUCCGCCGCGACAUCCAGUCUGGCGAUGCCUCUUUCAAGGACCUCGCCGCCAAGCACUCCCACUGCAGCUCCGCCAAACGCGGCGGCGAUCUCGGUCCAUUUGGAAGGGGGCAAAUGCAAAAGCCUUUUGAGGAAGCAGCUUUUGCACUAAAGGUUGGGGAGAUAAGUGAGAUAGUUGACACCGAGAGUGGAGUUCAUAUCAUUUUGAGAACAGCCUAAUUCAUUUAUUCACACCAUUUCACACCCACACAAACACCUCUUCUAUUUCUAUUUCUAUUCCUGGAUGGUUAAUUCACAUAAAUCAAGCCAGACAUUACAACUUAAACCCUACAACUUCUCCUUCUGAUUGAGGGCAUUAUUAGCACCCGGUCUGUAAUGCUUACUUAUGGCUCCAAUUUUAAUAUUUCAUACUGUUCUCUCCCUCCCUGUGCGUGUGUGUGUGUGUCACAGGACAAUUUUACUAUCAAUUUCUUUCAAGUCUAUGAUUAGACAAAUUUUGUCAUUGUCAUGUAGUU